Ruditapes philippinarum (Manila clam) is the source of this 3330-nucleotide messenger RNA. RefSeq lists its product as uncharacterized. The transcript is spliced from 13 exons. Bases 75 to 1583 code for a protein of 502 amino acids. Lineage: Eukaryota; Metazoa; Mollusca; Bivalvia; Venerida; Veneridae. The record is from RefSeq and is a predicted model, not a curated record. Gene Ontology annotation, cellular component: extracellular region.
UACGGCUACGGUUGUGAACGCCUUCUUUAUUUUGAGGUAUUAAUCUUCGUAGGGAUACUUAAUAAGAGGCAAAGAUGACAGUCACAGAAACAGAUGUGAGGGUUUGUGAAAAAUGCAAGGCACUUGCUGCUGUUUUUGAGCUGCCUCCCUGGCUUUGGGAUCCGUCUCUUGACGUCACUUCCGGGCCACGAAAUCACACGUCAUGGUGCAGACGACGCGCGCAGUAUGAGGCUUACAAACUGGAUAUCACGAUGGCGGAUAAAAAGUUCAUAGACGAAAUGUUGCAGGCCCAUAAUGAGUACCGCUCAAGACAUCAAGCGUCGCCUUUAAAGCACGCGAAGGAUUUGUCGGAGUUUGCGCAGAAAUGGGCCAAUCAUCUUGUAGCUACCAACAGCUUUCAGCACAGUAGUUGUGACCACAAAGGGGAAAGACUGGGGGAGAAUAUUGCCAUGAAAUGGUCUUCCCAACCCGACGCCUACACCGGACAAGAAGCCACCGACCAAUGGUAUAGUGAGGUGAAGCAACACACGUUCGGAGGUGAACCAAGUUCACUAAGUACAGGUCAUUUUACGCAGGUUGUAUGGAAAGGAAGCAAGGAAUUUGGAGUGGGCAAAGCCGUGGCAAAAGAUGGUAAAACAAUUGUUGUAGCCAGCUACAGACCGGCUGGUAACAUGAUGGGCAAAUUUGGAGAAAAUGUCCUCCCGCCAAAAGAUGGCAAAAUCAUACUUCCGGUGCAGAAAGAUUCUAGUGGCUCGAGCCCAUUUUCAAGUCGGUUUGAGGAAGGAAGGCGUGGUUUUGGAGAUAUGGGUGGGGCCACAGGAGGCGGUAGAGAAACAAAAACCACAAAAACAAGAACAAUUACAGAAGGCGGGGUGACAAAAACAAUUGUUGAGGAAACCAUCAUUAAAGCAGACGGCUCCAAAGUGACCACGACAAGGGAGACAACCACAUCCGGAAGUUCCUCCUCCGAUCCAUUUGGCAAGGGAACGGAUGACUUUGGAAAACUUAGUAUCGAUGACUCAAAGAGCAAGAAAGAUUCAAAAAGUAAACACAAAAAAAGGGAUUCUAGUUCAUCUUCAUCGUCUUCGGAUGAUGAAAAAUCAAAGAAAAAGAAGCCGCAAAAGAUCAAAGACUUUAUUGACGACGCCGUCAAAGUUCAUAAUGAACUUCGUGCAAAACACGGCGCACCCAAACUGAAGCAUACCAAAGACCUAUCGGACUACGCCCAGAAAUGGGCGGAGAAUUUAGCUGCUAAUAACGACUUCAAGCAUAGUGAUUGUGUACAUAAGGGUGAAAGAAUAGGAGAGAACAUUUGUUGUAAGUGGUCAUCAACAGGCGCUGAUUACACAGGACGAGAGGCAUGUGAACAAUGGUACAGUGAAAUAAGCAAACAUGACUUUCAUUCAGAACCCAGAACUUUAGGAUCAGGACAUUUCACGCAGAUGGUAUGGAAAGGCAGUAAAGAAAUGGGUAUUGGAAAAGCCAAAACGUCCGGGGGCAAAGUCAUCGUUGUUGCUAAUUAUAGACCGGCAGGAAAUCUUGUCGGCCACUUUGUUGAAAAUGUGCCACCUCUUAAGAAAUGAAAUAGCAUAUCAUCAAAACAGUUCAAAGUUAACGAUAUUGUACAUAUUUCAUCUUCGUGUAUGCUAUAAUCUUUACUGAUUACAUAUAUCUAUAAUCAUUACUUGUAUGUCUAUUCAAUACGGUAAUGCAAUAUAUUUGACAGUUUGUGUGCAUGUGUAUUCCUUUAAUUUUAAUUAAGCAAAUCAAGAACGAUUUUAAUUCAUACCCUACUAGAUUGGUUCGGUUGCACUCGCAUUCUCUUUAACCAAAUUGAUAUACGACUAGUUUUAAUCUAUACCUAACUCAAUCUGCUUUGAAUAACACUACGCUUUUAGAUCUGACCGUGACCAAAUACGUAGUCAUUUCCGGUGACCUUUCACACAGCCAAUCAUCGGCGAGCUUUCAUAAUUUUGAAAGCGAUGUUGUUUCUAAUCUAAAUCAUGGGAAAACCAAUACCAGUAGGUAAUGUUCAUGACAUGGCGCUGUCCAUAUAGUCGACAAGUAAACUGGCAAAACAAUCUCGGCUAUUAGAAAAUGACUCUUUUUUUCAAGAUAAUUUGUUAAAAAUUUCAAACAUUUUAUUUUUGGUAACAAAAAUAAACUUUUUAGUUGAACUUCCACGGAUAAUGGUAUUUUGAUACUUCUUCGAAUGCUUAUGUAAAAACCGUUAUUUUUUUAUAGCAUUCCGUCACCAUUUGUUAAGUAUGGUCUACCUAGCUCUGACAAUCUUGACUGAUGCUAAUUACAGUAUGGCUUUUUAAUUACGCAUCUGUGCAUUUUUACAAAUUAUAAUUCCGAUUUUUUUUGCUGUUACAAUAAUUUUACAACCUUCUGAUCACUCGUUCGAUAAUUAAUUUACAUAUUCUGUUUUCACAAUCGGAUAGUUUUGGUUUUAACACAUUUUGCUUACAAAAAAACAAACAAACACGGAAGCCUACUGUUUGUACUUUGGUUCAUAGUUAGCGGUGGCCAUUUUUCUUCUGUAUGUUUGAAAAUCAUUUGGCUAUGUCCAAUCUUGUCCAGACGAUUGUGUAGAUGUUGUUGUUGUUGUAACUGCAGUUUGUACAUAAGAGUCGUUACAUACUUUCACAAAGAUAUACUAAUGCUCAAAUUUUAUGUUAGAAAAUACUGAUAAUUGCUACACAGUCUAAAGUAAAGAUGAUUGACUUAACACAAUGAAGAUAUUUUAUGUUCAUUAUAUGUGGUUACAAUAUGUAUAGUGUCAUUAAAAAAGGCAGUUUUUUCUUUCUUUUUGAUUUAAGAAAGGACCAACUUUACAUGUCCCAUAAUUAGGUAUGCAGCUUCCCUUACAUAGUUAAUUUAUUCAUUCUUUGAUUCAAAUUAGACAUAUUCAGUAAGAAUUUCUUGUAUUUCAAUAAAUUUCUGUGAUACAAGUAUUUUACUCAAAGAUGAGCAUAGUAUAUCUUUAAAAUUACAGUGAUUUUAAAGGAACAGUACUUCUGUAAUGAAAAUAUCAUCUUAACCAAUGUCAUUACAGAAACCAGUAGUCAUUGUCCGAAGUUUGACGGAAAUAGUCGAUAAGUUGCGAUUGAUUUAAUGCAUGCAUUCCGAAGGUUUAUCAAAGCAUGCAGAUUUGUUAAUGUAUCUAUUUUUGUAAAUAUAUAUUCUUACUUUUACUGAAUACAUUCCAUUUUUACAAUCUUGUUAGCUGUUAACCGUUUUUAAAUUUUAUGUAUCUUUCUUUAUGUAUAAUUUUACUCUGUUUGAAGUCGAUUAAGUUUAAAUAUAGAUCUAAAUAACAAAUUA